Molecule: messenger RNA, 371 nt
Organism: Nelumbo nucifera (sacred lotus)
Lineage: Eukaryota; Viridiplantae; Streptophyta; Magnoliopsida; Proteales; Nelumbonaceae
Source: RefSeq, a predicted model, not a curated record
AUGGGGAACGUUCACCAACAUGACAAAGAGACUAAGAAGGCCAGAAUUGUUGGCAAAUAUGGCACAGGAUAUGGUGGCAGUUUACAAAAGCAAAUUAAGAACAUGGAAGUAAGUCAACUUGGAAAGUACAUUUGCGAGUUUUGUGGGAAGUGUGCUGUGAAGAGAAAAGUAGUUGGAGUCUGGGGGUGCAAGAACUGUGGUAAAGUGAAGGCUGGGGGUGCUUAUACCCUGAACUCAGUCAGUGCAGUAACAGUGAGGAACACUAUCCAUCAUUUGAGGGAACAGACAGAGGGAUGAGUAGCUGUUGCAGGCUUGCAGCAACUCUGUUUUGUUGGUAGUAGCAAGUUUUCUUAAAAAUUCCAACUUUUGGC